Messenger RNA from Medioppia subpectinata, 1917 nucleotides. NCBI's taxonomy places the organism in Eukaryota, Metazoa, Arthropoda, Arachnida, Sarcoptiformes, Oppiidae. The record is from the annotation of a GenBank genome assembly.
AUGUCUUCACAACAAAAUUGGUCCCAAGACUACGCGCGAAACGCCAGUCCCGGACACGUGACCACCGAAAUGAUGGCACCCUUUCAGACACAGGACACGAGUGGACACAACCAGUCGUCGGCCACCGGCGGCGGGAAUGCAGUUCUGCCCACAUCUCAGAUAGAGAUGACUCUCUCGUGUCGUAAUCUUCUCAAUAGAGACAUUACAUCCAAAUCUGAUCCCUUAUGUAUCGUUCAAAUGAGUGACGCCUGGAGUAACAGUUACUACGAGAUCGGGAGAACCGAAACCAUUAUCGAUAACCUGAACCCCGAAUGGGUCAAGAAGUUUGUCAUUAACUAUAGCUUCGAAACCGUACAGAAGUUGCGGUUCGAGGUCUGGGACAUCGAUCCCGACCGCAAGGAAUUUCUCGGACAAUGCGAAACCACUUUAGCCGAUAUCAUGGCUUAUUCUGGCCGUCAGUUUGCGAAGAAGUUGACCGGAGUGUCGAACAGAGACUGCGGAGAGAUUAUUAUUGUCACCGAAGAGUUAUCGACGUGUAAACAAAUAGUUGGGAUGCAGUUUAGGGCCAAAUCGCUGAAGAAGUUGUCGUGGAUUUGCAGUAACGACCCGUUUCUCGUGUUUUCGCGCUCUAACGAAGACGGGACCUAUUCUGUAGUCAUGAAGACAGAACCCGUGCGCUCAACUCAGAAACCCCUUUGGAUGCCCAUCAAUAUGAGAGUCAGAUCCCUAUGUAAUGGAGAUUAUGACAGAACUAUUAAAAUCGAUUGUUUCGAUAAGCGAUCAAACGGUGACCACAAACUGAUCGGCAGUUGUUUCACAAAUCUCCGGAAUCUCACUCAAAAUCCUCGCGAAAACAGUUAUCCGUUAGUAAAUCAGAGGAAAAAGAAACACAAGAAUUACACGAACUCUGGAUUCGUUGAAUUGGUCACCAUUUCAGUCGCCGAAGAGAUCACUUUUCUCGACUAUAUUCGCAGCGGAACUCAAAUGCAUUUUGCGGUUGCGAUUGACUUCACCGCCUCUAACGGCGCCCCAAGAGAUCCACAAUCACUGCAUUAUCUGGAUAUAUAUGGCGGUCGACCCAACCCUUACGAGAUAGCCCUUAGAAGUGUUGGCGAUAUUAUACAGCCUUACAAUAGCGCUGGUAUUUAUCCAGCAUUUGGAUUUGGAGCUAAGAUCCCUCCGACUGGCGAAGUGUCACAUCUAUUCCACUUGAAUGGCAUUCCAUCGCAUCCGUACUGCAGUGGAGUGACUGAAGUUCUCGAUCACUAUCGCAAACGAUUGGCUUCAGUCACGCUCUACGGGCCCACAAACUUCUCCAAUGUUAUCAAUAACACGGCUUCCAUUGCCCAGCAAUACGAAGACGGAAAGCAUUACUUUGUUUUGUUGAUCAUAACGGAUGGCAUCAUCUCUGAUAUGAUUCACACGAAACGCGCGAUCAUUAAUGCGUCCAAACUUCCGAUGUCUAUCAUUAUUGUGGGCGUCGGGAACGCAGACUUCGCCGCAAUGGAUGAGUUAGACUCGGAUGACGUGCGGAUGCAAUUGGACGGCAAGUACGCCGAGAGAGAUAUCGUGCAAUUCGUACCGUUGAAUAAGUUUGUGUCCAAAACCGGGCCAUUCAUUAGAGCGCAGGCAGAUCUGGCCAAAGAAGUAUUGUAUGAAAUACCACAACAAAUGACUGGAUAUAUGAGAUCCAGAGGUUUUAAACCAAAUAUUCCAGUGCCUAUCACUUCCAAUAAUACCGCACAAGCGUUUGAUUCCCAACCCAUACAUCCCGUACCAAAUGCACCGCCGGUUCUGAUCGCAUAAAUUUAUGCUAAAUUUUUUAUAAUUAAUUUAUUAAAAUUUAAACAAACGAUUGAAUUCUCUAUUGACUGACUAAAUGUUUACAAUUUUAUGAAUAUUUGCGAACAAAUAUUG